AUGGAGGAAAUAUUUGAAAAGUCACAGCUAGAGAACCAGCAGCCAACGUCCAAAAAGACCGAGGCCGCCUUGAAGCCGGUGGACGUGAUGUCCAUUAAGAAUGCUGCGCAGUAUGUCAACCAAAAACUCUCCGCCAAAGGCUAUUUCUCGAACAAACCAAAUAAACUGAGACAGCUGCUACUUUUGAGUUUGGAUAGCUCUCAGUUGAUUCCGGAAAAUGCAGAAAACUUCGAGAUCAGCGAAAAGGUUUACGAAAACGACAGGAACGUAAUGAACAUCAUCUACUCGCUACUGAACUCUGCAGAGAUUUCUAAACAGUUUAAAGAAACGGCACUCAAAAAGAUAUCUGAUAAGGACGCCGAGAUAGAUAUGCUUAAGAGCGAAGUGGACAGACUCCAUGCCAAGGUCGACGAGAAGGAAAGACAUAUCCAGUCGCUCCAUUUGGAUAUGAUCAAGUCCGAUCUGCAAGCCAAGCAUUACCAGACCAUGCUCAAUAACGUUAACGCCAAGUAUAAGGAACAAGAGCGCACUUUUAAGUUAUAUUCAGAAGAGGUGAAACGAGAAUUACGCAGAAACGAAAUGGAGGUGGACAGACUCGAAAGCAAAUUAUCCAACAUGAACAAGCGCAAAGCUAGCCCGAGGGACCCUGAAAUUGCUGAGCCGAAAAGACAGAAAUUCGACAACGGCCGUUUUUUGUCGUUGGUCGAAGAGAACUCGCAUUUGCAACACGACCUAAACAAGCUCGUUGGGGUACUUUUGAGGCUACAGAAAUUCCUAAAGUCAUUUGGCCAGCCGAACUCCGACAGUAAAGUGCCGUCCACCUUCAUUCCGACUGACAAUGAGCUUCUGGCCAUAGACCACCAUAAUUUUGACUUGCAGAAAUACGAUUUGAUACUUUUUGAUCUGCUCAAGCCACUGAAUGGCGACAGCAUUGACGACACGUUCAAGUUCAAGAAGAACAACCAGGCAGACAAGGACCAGGAAAUUGCGAAUUUGCGACAUCGGCUCUCAGAAAUGGAGCAGAACUACGAACGCGUGCUGGCAACGAUGGAACAAUGGAAAACCUAUCGCAAGCAGAGAUGA
Ogataea haglerorum is the source of this 1083-nucleotide messenger RNA. RefSeq lists its product as uncharacterized. Bases 1 to 1083 code for a protein of 360 amino acids. The transcript has a single exon. NCBI's taxonomy places the organism in Eukaryota, Fungi, Ascomycota, Pichiomycetes, Pichiales, Pichiaceae. The record is from RefSeq and is a predicted model, not a curated record.